AUGAAGCCAAGCAAGAAUCAGCUCCGACGAGCCAAGAAAAAGGCCCAGAAGGUCGAGGUGAGUUUACGCGCUCGUUGUUCUCACAACCUAGGAGCUAACGCCUUUCCCUCUCAGGCUGCCAAUGGAAUCGAGGAUGAGCCCUCUAAAACCCAAACUAGACCACCCACGCCGCCAGCAAUUUCACAGGAUGUGAUCAGUGUCCCCUCUACCGAGGACUACAUGGAGGAAGACGAUCCUUUAUGGGAGAUGUACCAGGGCAUUGUAAACAGAUUUGACGAGACCGCCAACAAUGAGAACGCCACCACCAAGGGUGCUGAGAAGCCUGAGGUGUUUUUCGACGACGCGGACGAUAUUCCCGACGAGGAGCAAGAAAGUGAGCCAAAGAUAUCCAAGAAGAAGCGAAAAGAGCUCAACAAGCUCUCCGUGGCCGAACUGAAGUCCAUGGUGCGCAAGCCUGAGAUCGUGGAAUGGACAGACACAUCAGCGAACGACCCUCGACUACUUAUUCACAUCAAGGCCCACCGUAAUGUGGUACCAGUUCCUGCUCACUGGUCACUCAAGAGAGAAUAUCUCUCCUCAAAGCGAGGAGUGGAGAAAGCUUCAUUUGCCCUUCCGAAAUUCAUCCAAGAAACAGGCAUUGCGGAAAUGCGUGAUGCUGCGUUAGACAAGCAAGAUCAGUCAAGUUUGAAGGCAAAGCAGCGAGAAAGAGUUCAGCCAAAGAUGGGACGUUUAGAUAUCGACUACCAGAAGCUCUACGAGGCAUUCUUCCGUUUCCAAACCAAGCCGGAAUUGACUCGCUACGGAGAGAUUUAUUACGAAGGGAAGGAGUAUGAGACCAAUCUCAAGCAUCUUCGCCCAGGUGACCUCAGUGAAGAAUUAAAGGAAGCGCUCAACAUGCCGCCGGGAGCCCCUCCUCCUUGGCUUAUCAAUCAGCAACGUUACGGACCACCACCCUCAUAUCCUGCCUUGAAGAUUCCGGGUCUUAAUGCACCACCUCCCCCAGGCGCGAUGUGGGGAUACCAUCCCGGUGGAUACGGAAAGCCCCCUGUGGAUGAGCAUAACAGGCCGUUAUAUGGAGGUGAUAUUUUUGGUGUUUUGCAACCUCAGCAAAAUGCUCAGCAAGGAGAACCAGUGGAGAAAGAUCUCUGGGGUGAAUUGCAGGCAGAUGAAGAGUCAGAGGAGGAGAGCGAGGAAGAAGAAGAGGAGGAUGAAGAUGCUGAGGAUGACGAGAACGAAACUGGAACUCAGUCUCCUGGUGGCCUAGAAACUCCCGGCGGUAUGGCCUCAGCCGUUCCUACUGAGACUGGAGGAGUGGAAAGUGUCGCGGGAGAAUUCGAUGUCCGAAAGCAUCAUCGCGGAACCGAAACCGAGGAGUCGGUCCAUCCCCGAAGUGCUUACCAGGUCAUUCCGGAGAGACAGACAAACGUGCAGGGAUUCUUCGGUGGCGAUAGGGCAUAUGAUCUCAGCAUACCAGCUGUUAGUCACCCGGUCCUUGGAGUUGAUGACCAAACACGGAAACGCAAGAAGCCUGGUGAUGUUGAUGUCUCCGUGGAUUUGGACGCGAUACAAGCUGGAGAUGGUCUUAGCAAGGAGAGCCUCCAGAAUAUAUACGAGGCUCAACGACAGCAACAAAAUCAACCUCAAUGGGGGUUCGAGGAGGAUCUCAGUGAUAUGAUUGCGCAGGAAAGCCGUAAGCGGUUACGCAAAGAAGAUGAACGGCGUGGCAAGCGCUGA
Molecule: messenger RNA, 1734 nt
Organism: Penicillium malachiteum
Lineage: Eukaryota; Fungi; Ascomycota; Eurotiomycetes; Eurotiales; Aspergillaceae
Product: U2 snRNP complex subunit CUS1
Exons: 1
Coding region: 1-1734 (577 amino acids)
Biological process (GO): mRNA splicing, via spliceosome
Cellular component (GO): precatalytic spliceosome; nucleus; catalytic step 2 spliceosome
Source: RefSeq, a predicted model, not a curated record